AUGGGGCCCUGCAUUCUUUUGCUCCUGUGUGUUCUCGGCCUCAGCAGGGCAACCAUACCGAAGAUUGUCAAUGGCACCGAGUGUCAGCGUAACUCACAGCCUUGGCAGGUGGGGCUGUUUGAGGGUACCAACCUGCGCUGUGGGGGUGUCCUCAUUGACCGCAGGUGGGUCCUCACAGCUGCUCACUGCAGCGGCAGCAGGUACUGGGUGCGCCUGGGGGAGCACAGCCUCCGCCAUCUGGACUGGACGGAGCAGAUCCGACGCAGCCGCUUCUCGGUGACCCACCCCGGCUACCAGGGAGCCCGGCGGAACCAUGACCACGACCUCCGGCUUCUGCGGCUGGGCCUGCCCGUCCGCUUGACCCGCAGCGUCCAGCCUCUGCCGCUGCCCAGCACAUGUGCCACCACCGGCACCCAGUGCCACAUCUCGGGUUGGGGCACCACCAACCGACCAUGGAAUCCGUUCCCAGACCUGCUCCAGUGCCUCAACCUCUCCAUCAUCUCUGAUGCGGCCUGCCAUGCCGUGUACCCCGGAAGGAUCACGGAAAACAUGGUGUGCGCCGGUGGCGUGGCCGGGGAGGAUGCCUGCCAGGGUGACUCUGGCGGCCCCUUGGUGUGUGGGGGAGUCCUUCAGGGUCUGGUGUCCUGGGGGUCCGUGGGGCCUUGUGGACAAAAGGACAUCCCAGGAGUCUACACCAAUGUUUGCAAGUAUGUGGACUGGAUCCAGAUGUCUGCCGCAGCGCGCCGCCGGCCCCCAGAGCCCCAGCCCCAGAGCCCAGGAACCUGGGGCCUGCCCUUCUCCCCUCAGGGCCAUGAGGAUUCUGCGAUUAAUCACCCUUGCUCUGGUGACAGCCGCUACAUCGUCCACCUGGGGGAGCACAACCUCCAGCGGCGAGAUGGCUGCGAGCAGGUCCGGACGGCCACCGAGUCCUUCCCCCACCCCGGCUUCAACAACAGCCUCCCCAACAAGGACCACCGCAAUGACAUCAUGCUGGUGAAGAUGGUGGCGCCGGCCUUCGUCACCUGGGCCGUGCGCCCCCUCACCGUGUCCUCCCGCUGCGUCACCGCGGGCACCCGCUGCGUCAUCUCCGGCUGGGGCAGCACGUCCAGCCCCCAGUUACACCUGCCCCACACCUUGCGAUGUGCCAACAUCUCCAUCAUCGAGCACAGGGAGUGUGAGAAUGCCUACCCUGGCAAUGUCACAGACACCAUGGUGUGCGCCAGCGUUCAGGAAGAGGGCAAGGACUCCUGCCAGGGGGACUCCGGGGGCCCUUUGGUCUGCAAUGGGUCUCUUCAAGGCAUCAUCUCCUGGGGCCAGGACCCAUGUGCUGUCACCAGAAAGCCCGGUGUUUACACAAAAGUCUGCAAAUAUGUGGACUGGAUCCAGGAGACUAUGAAGAGCAAUUAGCCAGGACCCACACACCACGGCCCACAAGCUUCUAUCUCAGCUCAGUGACCAGUUCCUGAUCAUUUCGCUGGCAAGAUGUAACCAGGGCCUCUUGAACUUCCUUUGGGCUUCCCUGACGCUCCAUAAUCAACUUGGAAAUUUGAACUCAAUGACACCUGCAUUCAAAUUCCAGAUCGGACUCACCCUAUCUCUGGAAAUGAAAUUGCUGUGUCUCUGUUAUGUCCCCAGCCUCA
Molecule: messenger RNA, 1640 nt
Organism: Carlito syrichta (Philippine tarsier)
Lineage: Eukaryota; Metazoa; Chordata; Mammalia; Primates; Tarsiidae
Gene: KLK12
Product: kallikrein related peptidase 12
Exons: 10
Coding region: 1-1407 (468 amino acids)
Biological process (GO): proteolysis
Molecular function (GO): serine-type endopeptidase activity
Source: RefSeq, a predicted model, not a curated record